Messenger RNA from Melanotaenia boesemani (Boeseman's rainbowfish), 555 nucleotides. Its product is annotated as gamma-crystallin M3-like. Gene Ontology annotation, molecular function: structural constituent of eye lens. The record is from RefSeq and is a predicted model, not a curated record. The coding region runs from base 1 to 555 and encodes 184 amino acids. Gene Ontology annotation, biological process: lens development in camera-type eye; visual perception. The transcript has 3 exons. NCBI's taxonomy places the organism in Eukaryota, Metazoa, Chordata, Actinopteri, Atheriniformes, Melanotaeniidae.
AUGGGCAGGAUCAUUUUCUACGAGGAAAGGAACUUCCAGGGUCGCUCCUUUGAGUGCAGCAGCGACUGCUCCGACAUCCACAUGCAUCUGAACCGCUGCAACUCCUGCAGGGUUGAUAGUGGGUGCUUCGUGGUGUAUGACCGCCCCAACUUCAUGGGGAACCAGGUCUUUUUGCGGAGAGGUGAGUAUCCUGAUUUUCAGCGCAUGGGAAGCACGAUGGGCAUGAUGGGUAUGGCGAUGAUGGAUACCAUCCGGUCCUGUCGCAUGAUCCCCAUGCACAGAGGACAGUUCAGGAUGAGGAUCUAUGAAAGAGAGAACUUCGGAGGUCAGAUGCAUGAGCUGAUGGAUGACUGCGAAUCUCUCCAGGAUCGAUUUUACAUGUCUGACUGCCAGUCCUGCAACGUGAUGGAUGGCCACUGGCUGAUGUUCGAGCAGAACAGCUACAGAGGACGCAUGAUUUACUUGAGGCCUGGAGAGCACAGGAACCUCAGAGAGAUGGGAGUGAGCAACAUGAUGAGAAUAAGCUCCAUCAGACGCAUUAUGGACAUGUGCUGA